UCUACUGUCCGUGUAUAACCGGUCGUGCCUGGCGUGAAAUUAGUGUCAUUGCAUAGUAAUCUAAUCGUAAUGCUGCUCCGCUAAUCUCUGAUCUUUAGAAUGCUUGUAAUCCUAUCGCAGAAGAACGUGUAAAAGCGUACGUGUGAUGGUUAUGAUGGUUGUGAUUUCGGAGGAGACUGAAUACGUCUUGUGGGGAUUGGUUUCGAGAUCUGGGGAAAGUCAUGGUUUAGACUCACCAAGACUCAAGAGCUUCUGCGAUGGAUAAAUGUAUAUCAACGUUUCCAAAUGGAAGCGUAUUUCUGGGUUGUAAGACUGCUCGUUUCGAUCUUUAUAAAGCACGUAACGUAGCCUUUUAAAUUUCUGAAUCAUUUGGUUUCAAUUGGGUACUCGUUUCGGUGGUACAAACAAAAAAUACAGAACAUGUUCGCGAAACACGAAACUAGACCAACACCUCAAGUUGUUUAUAAUUGGCGUAUCUAUUGGGCAGCCUGUUUGGCUUCAUGGGUUGCUGUAAUUAUUGGUUAUGAUGCUGGGUUUGUUGGUGGGAUGAUUGCCUUAAAGUCGUUCAAGAAGGAGUUUGGGUUUGAUAAGAUGACGCCUUCUGAACAAUCAUGGGUCUCUGAAACAGUUGUAUCAUUAUUCCAAGCUGGUGCUUUUUUUGGUGCCUUCUUGAUCUAUCCAUUAGGUUCUAAAUAUGGUAGAAAGAUUUCAUUAGCUGUUGCUUCUGUGCUACUUAUUGUUGGGUCUGCUAUCCAAUUGGCUUCCAACUCUAAAACUGGAUUGGCUGCAAUGUAUGCUGGACGUGUCUUGACUGGCUUAGGAAUUGGUGCAGUGUCAAAUUUGGCUCCAAUGUAUAGUGCAGAAGUCUCACCAGAUGCUAUUAGAGGUCGUCUUGUUGGGUUAUUUGAAAUUUCAUGGCAAAUCGGUGGAACCAUCGGGUUUUGGAUAAAUUAUGGAACUUCAGUUAACAUUCCAGAUGAUGAAGCUAAACAAUGGCAAAUACCCGUCGCUUUGCAAUUAAUACCUGCUGGAAUAUUUGGUAUAGGGUUGUAUACACUAGUUGAGUCUCCUCGUUGGUUGUUCACUGUGGGAAAAAGAGAACAAGCACUCAAAAAUUUAUGUUAUUUGAGACAGUUGGAUCCAGAAGAUGAAUAUAUCAAAUAUGAAGUGGCCAUUAUGGAGGAAGAAGUUGAACAAAAGAGAGCGAAAAUUGGUCUUGGGUUGUGGGAUCCAUUUAUUAAGUUAUUUCGUUCAUCUUCAUUAAGAUACAGAUUACUUUUAAGUACUUCAACUUUUAUUAUUCAAAACACAUUAGCUGUUAAUGCUGUCAAUUAUUACUCACCAAGAAUUUUCCAAACUAUGGGUAUAUCCUCAUUAGACUCGUCUUUGUUGUCAACUGGUAUCUUUGGUAUCCUAAAGGGUGUUUUCUGUCUUGUCUGGUCAUUAUUCAUUGUGGAUAGAUUUGGUAGAAGACCUUCAUUCAUAUUUGGUUUAGUUGUGUGCUCUUUAUGCAUGUGGUAUAUCGGUGGAUACAUCAAAAUUGGGAAACCAACAUCUAGAGGUGAAGAUGCUGGGCUUGAUGCUGGUGGUAAAGCAUCGUUGGCCUUAUUCUAUAUCUGGACAAUUGCUUAUGCUGUAUCUUGGAGUGGUACACCAUGGGUUUGGAAUACUGAGGUAUUCCCUUCAAACUUGAAAUCAGCAACCUCUUCAGUCAACGCAGCAUCUAAUUGGUUUUGGGCUUUCAUUAUGGCAAGGUUCACAAAUCAAAUGAUUGAUAAGAUGAAAUAUGGUAUCUUCUUUUUCUUUGCGGCCAUGAUGACAGUUUGUCUACCAAUUUUCUUCCUACUAUAUCCAGAGACCAAAAACAUUCCAGUUGAAUAUGUUGAUGAAUUGUUUAGACAUAAAGCUUGGAGAGCACAUGGUGAAGUUAUGAAACUUAUUGCAGAGGGAAAAGAAAAUGACUUGGAAGAGGGCCAAAAUGUAUUGAUGGGUGUUAAUGCUAGUAGUAGAGAUUUGGAAUCUAAAGGAAUUGAAAAGCCAGAUGUUGAAAUAGUGAGUAUGGUUGGAUCAUCACAAGGAGAUGCCGCUAGUAAGAAUGGUUGAUGAAUGAUUGCGAAUUGCGGAAAAGUCCUCG
This is a messenger RNA of Hansenula anomala, 2134 nucleotides long. RefSeq names its product sugar porter family MFS transporter. Gene Ontology annotation, molecular function: carbohydrate:proton symporter activity. The record is from RefSeq and is a predicted model, not a curated record. Lineage: Eukaryota; Fungi; Ascomycota; Saccharomycetes; Phaffomycetales; Wickerhamomycetaceae. The transcript has 2 exons. Gene Ontology annotation, cellular component: membrane. Gene Ontology annotation, biological process: transmembrane transport; carbohydrate transport. Bases 421 to 2103 code for a protein of 560 amino acids.